This is a messenger RNA of Sugiyamaella lignohabitans, 4932 nucleotides long. RefSeq names its product Nup192p (gene NUP192). Lineage: Eukaryota; Fungi; Ascomycota; Dipodascomycetes; Dipodascales; Trichomonascaceae. Bases 1 to 4932 code for a protein of 1643 amino acids. Gene Ontology annotation, molecular function: structural constituent of nuclear pore. Gene Ontology annotation, cellular component: nuclear pore inner ring; nuclear pore. The transcript has a single exon. Gene Ontology annotation, biological process: nuclear pore organization. The record is from RefSeq and is a predicted model, not a curated record.
AUGCUAUCGGAAGAAUUGAAUAUCGACGAGGUUGUUGCAGCAGAAAUGGUCUAUAAUUCCUCAGACGAUCUAAAUAGGCUCGACAUGUCUCCAUUACAAGCAGGAGUGGCCCUCUUUCAUGUUCGUCGACAAUAUAUAUUGGAUCUGAUCCGAUACUUUUUAGUAGAGAGUGGGUCUGAUGACAGAAUUAGUGAUGAGUUCCGAAAAAUUGUGAAGUCAUGGAGUGCUAAUGGUAAUGAUGCCGCUCUUGAUAGUAUCUUAGAAGCAUUGAAAUCAGUUGAAGAAGCAUAUGCAGAGCUCAAUGAGAAGGAAAAACGUGGUCAGUUUUUGGGCCAGAUGAAUAACGCGGAAUUUGUCCAAUUACUCAAACUGAGGAGAGACUUUUUAUUACGAGAACAUGACUAUUUAGGACAGAUUUUAUGUGGUCUUGUUCAAAACCGCAUGGUAGAUGCAAAAGGGUUUGCCAAACUUAUAAGCAAAGUCCAAACUCUAUCAGAAUACGACACUAUGUUUGUUCACUAUAUCCCAUCACUAUUAUUAUACAUGUCAACAUUUGAUCCCGCAUUAACAGGAACUGGCUACUCUGUUGAUUUUGAAGAGGCGUAUAAUGGCUAUAAGGAGCUAUCUGGAGAUGCUCAAGGUUGGAAACUCGAUUACUGGAAAGGUGCACUAUCAUUAGCUAUGUUAUCUGGCUUCAGUGGUUGUUGCAGGGCUGAUACUGGUGACGAGAACGGCAGUGGUACUGGUAGUAACCUGAUCAAGUAUAAUAUUUCAUAUGAACUGUCUAUUCUCGAUCCAACAAAACAAGCUAUAGAUAUUGGUGGCAUUGAGUUUCUGAUGAUUUUAGCUGCCAAUACCUCACAAACACUCUCCAAAAAGCCUCAUUUUUAUGACUAUAGACCAUCAGUGCAGAAUAAAGUUCCCUCAUUGAAACGUCUUGGCGAUUUUUCAGAUGAGUUCCUUGCACUGUUACUACAAGAAUUAGAACGACUAGUAGAAUCAGUAGUCACCAACUUGGCAGACAUUCUUAAAGAGAUGAGACUGAAUGAAGAAGAUGCUUUUCUAUCGUUAACAUCUGUCAAUAAUGAGUUUGAUCAUGAAGAAGUUGAUAUGCCAGGUGCAGACUUGGAGAGGUUUUUCAUUUUCGUUUCAUAUCUAUAUUCUGAUAGACCCGAUGCCUCUAUUAAUUUCUGGUUAGAUCCCGAGAGUAGUUUAUAUGGAUUCACCACAUGGGCUCGACAAUCCCACAUUUCUUUCAUGGCAGCCACGCUCUGCGAUAUGCUGGCAUCUCUUGCUUCUGGUAAGGAAUGUGCAAAUGCUGUUUAUCAGCUUUUGAAAGACGAUAGUGAUUCAGAAGAAAAUGGUGAAAUGGGAACUAAGAUCAAUGCUGCUGCCAAAGGCUUUUCAAUGGGACUGGCCAAGCUCGAUAACGGGAACAAUAACAUGCUGAAGCGAAUGAACAAUACCAGUAGUAGUUACAGGCUAACGUGGGAUGUUAUUUUUGACGCUCUAGAUUAUUAUGCCAAACAGUUACAACCUCAUUCUGCAGCACCCUCGUCAAGCUUGUCUAUGGGCGGACUAGGAGCUGCCAAUGGUCGCCAGAAUGCCUUGGUUCUUGUUACUGAUAUGCCAGAGUUAGAUGACGACAUUGUCUUGCUCCUAUCGGCCUACUUCCGUCUUAUCACUGUUACCAUAAGCAAUGAUCCAGAGGCCAGAUUGGAAUUUACAACUGCUGUAGGUGGCAAAUAUAUCAGCACGCUGUUUGAACUUCUUCACUCACAAACAAGUUUGUAUGGAUCUAUUUUAAUGACUUUGGCCGGGUUUGCUAAGACAGACAAUGAACAAAUAAGAUAUGCCUUGUGGACUGCUGUUGAUAAUUGGCUGUUUAAUUCCACCGUAUACAGCCCAGAUGGAACGGUUAUAGCUCCCAGCCUUCCACCUCGUGAAAGAUUGGCCCAGCUAUUCCGAUCGUCUAGUGACAUUGUGGGUCUCAUUACCUUGUUAGAAGCUCUUAUGAGUCCUCUACCUCAAUCAGCCAGACAAGGAUUUCCUUUUCCUCAAGACUUGGGAAGCAAGUACAGGUACCCCGGUAUCUGGCCAUAUGUUGACUUUAUCAUCAAUGAGGUUUUCCUAUCAUCAGCAUCACCCACAUUCACUCAAGACGAAAGAUUAUUUAUCCAACUUCCUUGUCUCUUAUUUAUUCAGUAUUCCCUAGAGCUGUUAGAUCCUGAUGUGACAAGACUUUCCAGUACACUAGGAAUCAACCCUGACAUUGUUGUCCGGUCGCCUUCUUUUCUCAGUUAUCUUUACAACCAUCCAUCUGCACCAACCAUGAGCCAUCUUUUUAGCAGUAAGAUUUACAGCAUUCUCAUUUCCAUUGCAUCGGCCGGUAUAGAUGAGAUUGGAGAACUGGGUCCGGAUGAGCCACUGGUGCAAGCUGUUGUUCACUCAAUUCGAAUCAUGAAUGAUAUUUUAGACUUGCAACAGAUCUUCUUAGAUGUUAUUGUGAAGGAAUUUAAGCAUGGUUCGAGUGCAAACGGCCCUGCUGUGGAUGGUGUGCCAACUGUACCACCUCUCCAAAUCGUAACACAUGGUUUGAAAGCAUUUGAAGAUGUAUUGCUAUUCAAUUUGCCGACGGUAAUUCAUCUAGCAUUGUACAUUGGCUCUUCCAAUAUUGAGCUAGCUUCACGCUCACUGCAGUUGCUUCAAAGGCUUUCUCUCUCUUCUCAAUUUGUGAGUACAGUUAGUACUGACGCUCGUGUGAAGAAAAACCGCUUGUUAAGUACACUUGAGACUGCCGAUGAGUCUAAUCGCAUUAAAGAGGGGUUCCUUGAACAGCUUGAAAGGCCAGUGGAUUCAUAUGUUGAAUUUAAUAACUCAGGAAGUCUUCCAGCAAUUGAGAUCAAACUUGCAUUGCUUGACUUCAUUAUUUGCAACUUGAAGACUAAAUCGCGGGAACCUACUACUGCACACUUCCUUCUCGGUUUUAAGACGACUGGGGAUGGCAAGCUGGACCUAGAUGAUGGUAGAUGUGGUAUUGCAACUGGGGUGUCUUCUUUUAAUUCUAUCCUCAGUUUACUGCAAUAUGGAAUUGAGAACAUCAGUGGCACUGACGUCGAGUACGGUGCAAGUAAGCUGAGCAACGCAUGUAUGGAGAUAAUCUUGCUUCUGGUUCAAGAUCCGCUGUCUUCGCAACCUAUUUUACAGCUUCUCCGUGAUACUGAUUUUGCAUUAUCAUCUCUUAUGGCCGAGCCCGUUGUUGGUCAGGAUUCGUUGUGGAAUGGUCAGCCAUAUGAAUCAACUGCAGCUUUUAGUACAAUCGUUUCCUUUUUCAAUCAUCGCUCUUCGUUGCUAGAAUAUGUCUCGUUGGAAAUCCACGAAAGUGCGGAACUUGGCUCAUUGUCAUUAGUUCUGCGUUAUGUUGAUUCUCUUGUCAAUCUUGAUGUAACGAAAAAGUUGUCAGUCAACCAUCAGGAUUCUGAACAUUCUGCCGCUAUGUUGUCGCUAUUAGAUGUCUUGGAGAUGCCAUCCAGAGAUCAAGAGCCGCUUCAAGAAUCAUCUCUAGAAUUUUUUGGUUCAUCGGUUUUGAACCAGAUUUUCAGCAUACUCGGCAAUUCCAUCGAUCCUUAUGCUAAUGAUCUUGAUACUGACAACGAAUCUGCUAUGUCUGAGCUCAACCAUUUGUUAAAACUCAAGGGACUAGAGUUUGUUGCCAAUGGUAAGAUCCAGUCACUUGAAGAUGGUGUUUUCAAGGCUGCGGUAGAAGAUAUCGUUAGUUUUAUGUACAACUCUCGUACUGGGGGGCUAAUCCGAGACACUCAACUCAAGUGCCUUAGAUCGUGGUCAAAAUUAGCUUUGGUUUUAGUGAACGAUGCUAAUGUGCCCUCCACAAAACUUAUCACAUUCAUUCUGGAAAUCUUCCAGACACUGAUUCCAAAACUUGUAGAUUACUCGUCAUCCGAUAUUGCAUUUGCUGAAGUACUGGCAUCACUACUAGUAUCUUUGCAACAUAUCUAUCAAAACGAGGCCAAAGUUGGUCACGGUAACUCUGAGUUGAAUACUGCUGGUUAUGAUAGGUCGCAUUCCUUGUUCCGAGCUAGUUUGGAAUCAAUUCAGACUCCCUUGGCUACCCCUGAGCUAAGAGCUGAUCUUUACAUUAUUUGCUAUCAGUAUCUCAAAUCAACUCUGGAUUCUCCACAGGCACAACAAGUUAUUCAAGUGGUCAGGGCAGCUGGUGACAGACUUCUUGAAACAAUUUGUGGAGAUGCCCUAUCGGGUGAAGGUGUGACUAGACUAGUGGCAUUGAUAUUCCUGGAGGUAUUAUUCUCUUUGUCGUCUAAGACACGGUCAACAUUUGUACAGGAUGGCCUGGUUCGAUACAAUUUGCUCUUGUUACUGGUUAAAUCGAUUCAACGUACUGAUCAUGAAAUUAGCAACCGCGAUUCGUUGUCUCCCUCAGAACUGUUCUUUGAGUUGAAGGUAUUCAAUGCUACUUUGUGUUUCCUCCUACAGGUGGCGAGAACUAGAUCCGGAGCCAGUCAGUUGAUCCAGAGUGGACUGUUUGAUAUCUUGGAUGGCUGUCAGUUCCUAAAUAUUGAUCUUGAUGUUGGAAUUGAAAUUUCAUCACCUAUCGACCACCGCGCUGGAGCUGUCUCUGAUUUGAAGAUCUCAUUUUAUGAAAUUCUUGUCCCAGUCUUCCAGAUUCUUUGUGCUGUGCUCCUUUCAAUGGGAGCAGAAAAUGAGCCAGUAAUAACUCGGGUGCGCCGAUUCUUGGAAGGACACCAACAGCUUGUGGUUGCUAUUAUGAAAAAGGACAUGCUUCAGAGUAGUCGACCACCAUCUGGAGACGAGUCGUCUGAGGUCGGACUCGACGAUCUAGUCAAACUCACUGUUUUGCUGGUGUCGCUAACAGAGUUUGUUCCUAAUCUGUAA